Molecule: messenger RNA, 5479 nt
Organism: Dermacentor silvarum
Lineage: Eukaryota; Metazoa; Arthropoda; Arachnida; Ixodida; Ixodidae
Product: neurotactin-like
Exons: 8
Coding region: 404-2728 (774 amino acids)
Source: RefSeq, a predicted model, not a curated record
GCACAGCCGCCAAGGGGGUGCGCAGGAUGUUAUGCGCGACGUUUCGGAUAUUUGGGAGAUGACCCCCCGACGCAAAAAUGACGUUACGGAAACCCGGUAGGCCGGACUCCGUUUGAAAAUCCCGACACCCGCCCGCCCGCCGGAGGAGCGAGAAACUCAGCCGCCGCUUUCGGGACGUGUUUGUCCUUUAACGCGCGUUGUUGGAGUCAGUAGAGAAGAGACGCCGCAUCUCUGUCCGACGACGUUUCGCUUCUGUUCUCGAGCUGAUCGCCAGGGUUGGGUCCGGCUGCGUCUUCGUUGUUCCUGUAGCUGGCACACAUUGUUUUUUGUAUUGUUCAUCCGCGAGUGCCUGCUGUUGCUCGAUCGCCUCAACUCGCACCGCCAUCCUACGCCUUAGGCCAGGAUGACGAUUGAAGCGGAGGGAGCAGUAAAUCCCGAGUCAGCCGCCGAGUCUCCGGCCGAGGCCGCUGUCACGAGCCAGAAGGGCAAAAGCCUGGAUGAGCUCGUGGUCGGGCUCAGCUCGAACGAUGAGCUCAAGCCCAUCGAUGGCGUGCCCAUCAUCGAGACAAAGGCUGCCGAUGCCGACUCUGCCCCGCAGAAGGAGCAGCCACAGGAAGAACUCGAAGCCGUAGAAGAGGAGGCUGUGGUGGUGAAAGUCGAAUCUCUGCCAGAACUACCAAAAACGCCCACAACCCGCUUCUGGGACAGGUGGUUCAAAAAGGGAAGCUUCACACCCAACUUUGGCAAGCAGCGCACAGAGGAAACAGAGAUGAGCGAGAAAGAGACCAAGGAUGACAGUCAGGGCAAGAAGAACGAAAACCACGCAGGUGAUGAGAAUCACAAGGACAGCAAGGACUCCCCGCCGAAUGGCGACGGCACCGGCGAGCUAGGCAAGAACGACGGCGAUGGCCAGAAUGUGAAAUCGUCGUCCAGUGCCACAGACGUCACCAUCCCCAUUGGUGACGCUGAAACAGGUGCCAAGCCGGAUGAGAAACAGGCUGACGAGAGUGUGCCCGAAAAACUGCCGUUACGCGAACGUUUUGCCCUAUAUCGACGCAAGCGCUACCUCCUUGUGGGGGCAGCCAUUGGCCUUUUGUUCCUCGUCACAGUAAUCCUGGUGGGAACGGCCCUUUCUGGUGGAGGCUUUGGCUACGACGACGACGACUGGAACAUUCCCGUAGCUGCCACAGACUGCGGUCUAGUCGAAGGCCACAUAGAAGAGAGUGCGUUCGUCUUUCGCGGCAUUCCAUACGCUCUUCCACCUGUCGGCGAGCACCGCUGGAAACCUCCAAGAGCCUUCCAGAGCAUCAGCGAGUGCUGGUCCGGAACAAAGCAGGUGCACAAGUUUGCGCCCCGGUGUCCCCAGAAGAAGGCGCCCGGAGUGCGUUUUAACACGAGUGAGGAUUGCCUCUACCUGAACGUCUACACGCCGUCCAUGUCAAAGCGGGGCCUCCGACCUGUUCUGGUCGUGCUACCUGGCGGGUCAUUCAUGGGUAUGGGAGAAGAGGACAUCUUCCUAGAGCCGAGUCCGGGGCUUGCGCGCACGCACGAUGCCGUGGUGGUGACGUUUGAAUACCGGCGCAGCGCGUUUGGCUUCUUGGCGUUGGACCUUCUCUCCAAGGGGGUGAGGCCGCCGACGUCUGGGAACUACGGCUUCUUGGACCAAGUGGCUGUGCUCAAGUGGGUGCAGCGCAACAUCCGUCAGUUCAGUGGAGAUCCCAACAGGGUGGUCGUGUUUGGCCAUGGUGCGGGAGCCACGUCUGCCCUGCUCCUGGCAACGUCAAUGGAAACCAAGGGCCUCCUCAGCAGAGUCUGGGCCACAGGCGCAUCUGUGAACUUUCCCAACCAGACAGUCGAGGAGGCUGCACGCAACAACCUUGAGUUUCUGGCGAACAUCAACUGCACCAGCCUCGCUUGCCUUCACCAGAAGACAGCCGAUGAGGUGAUAGCAGCCGUGCCAGUGUCAUGGUACGACAAUGUUUCUGCGCAGCUACCACGCAAGAACGAAAUGACAGCACCGAGCCUGGUCGUCGUUGAUGGUGUUUUCAUCAAGGAUUUUGUCUAUGACCUGUGGGCAGCUGAGAACUUCACCCGGGUGCCUGUUGUAAUAGGUUCCAACCUGCAGGAGUUCUCCUCUCGGCGGGGGCUCCCCCUGGCCGACCAAGUGGACAGCACAGAGCUGAGCUCUUACGUCAGGGACCGGCUGGGAGGCAUUGACCCCAAGCUGGCCGAAAAAGUGCUGCAGAUGUACGUGCGCAACGACACGAUGCCAGCUGAGCAGCUGCACACAAUGAUCUCAGAUGUUCGUGUGACCUGCCCACUGGAGCUACUGACUGGCGACUUUAUCAAUGCCACCGAAGGAGCGAGAUCUGCACACUUCUACAUUGUUGACUACUCGCCAAACGUGUCGCUCUCCUUCUCCACAAAUGCCGAGCCGACCAGGCUCGCACAGCAUGGGCUGGACGUGGCAGCCAUCUUUGGCAAGAUGUCGUCUGCUGCGGGCUCGUCGGAGAUGCACCGCAACGACCUACAGUUUGAGCACAACCUGCAGAAGCUCUUCCACAGCUUCGUGCAUGCAGGCACGCCCUCCCUCGGCUCGCAGCCCCUGAAGGAGAGCCCGUUCGUCAACUACAUCAGCGCUAACGUGCGCAGCCGGGCAUCCCAGCACGAGCCGUGUGCCACUUGGGGGGAAUUUGACGUGUUCCCCGAGUAUGCCAAGAAGAACUGAUCUCGCCACUUGUGUAGGCGCAAUUUUUUUUCCACAUUGUUCGUUACGAGAGAUGACAAACCAUAGGUAGCUGAGCUCUUCACUGGCAUUGUAAAUAAUGUUGGUGGACCGAGUCGGCAAAGGAGAGUGGAAAAAAAAAAUUUAAUAUGAGUGCAAACCAGUUCCUGUGAGUUGAGGUAAAUGUAAUGUAAUGAUUUCUUCUGGCCAACUCCUUAAGCCAUUAAGUAAGUGCUCAGGCAGCUUGUUAUGCUGUCUGUAGAAGAUGUUAUUACUGUCAUGACAAUGUAGGAUACUGCUGAAUGCAUAAAAUCAGUGCCCAUUAUCAGCUAGUGCACAUCAGUCAGCACAAGCAUAUUACGAAAAGGCCUACAGCAUUUCUCAGGUGCUGCAGGGAUGCCACGUGGGAAAUUCUUAGCCCCAGGCUGCCUGCACAUGCACGUGUGUGCAGCCAUGGCCUCUUGGUUGUGUUUGCCUCUACUGCGGGAAAGGGCUCGAAACUUGCUGCUGCUGGUCACCCACCAGUUAAAAGACGCGGGCGUUCCCCGGCCGGAAACACGGCUUCUUCAGGGGUGCAAUUGAGCCUGCACCAUGCAAACUUCCAUCGAAACCCCGCGGGCACAAACAACUCUGAAAGAGUGGGUCUGGGGGCCACUUCCAUAGUGGCAGUUUCUCAUAUGGCAUUCCUAUAGCACCUGAGAGGGAAAGACGCCUCAUCUCGUUUCAAAGCGCAGUGGUCCCGCAAUGGCCAAGCACUUGACCAGUAUUGGGUUUGUACCUAUUUUACUGGCAGGUUUCUGGUGGAAGCUCCAGUCUUUCUACCAUAAGACGCAAAAGGUUUCUGAGCUUUGAGGUAGCCUGCAAGCAACAUGGAUGGGCAUAAUGCUACAGUAAGGCAUGUGCGCAUUUGAGUGGUGGACACAGAUGGGACAAACACACAUGGACGAGCAGACGGAGAACCACCCUUGCGGGAUGGGGCGCAUUUUGAAACGGGGCGUGGCAGGACUCCCGUCCGGCGUUGAUGCCUUUGCGAGAACAGAGCACGGCAUUGGGGUACUCCUGUACUCGUCCUAAAGGGGCCCUGAACCACCCCUCGGGCUUGGUGAAAAAAUGCAUUCCGCGGAUAGUAUAUGCUGCUGUGAGCAAUCUCGGCCAAAUUUUGCAGUCGUGCGCGGUGUGUGGAGCUCGCAAGCAGAGCCCAAUGUCGCCUUUUUCUCAAACGCUAUCUUUUCAACAGAAGCCUGCUCUUCACUCUUUUCUGGACGCUUUAUUUCGUAAUAUAGCAUAUUCCCGUACGUAGCUGCUAUUGGCGAAUAGCUGACAUCAAUCAAGAAGGGUGUUUGGGUCCAUGCACUUCUUCCUACUGCUACUGUGUAUAUUUAUUGACGCAGUUUAAUAGACAGCCUGAAGUAAGUGAAAAUCUGCUUUCGAAUUUAGGUAAUAACUACGUACUUCUGGAAUAAACUGACUAUCGUCUGCUCACGCCAAAUUAAAUUUUGGUCACCCUGCUUAUCAGUGUCAUAGCUGUUGGGUCUCGCUAAUUUCGACUAGUUUUGAACACGAAACUAGCCUCGAACCAAGCGAAACUUAAGGUCAGACCACACGCACAUCCAACUUUCGCAAGUGCGAAAGUUGGAUGUGGCUACUAUUCGUCGGUCAAGCUGGUGAAGGACAAAGCCGGUCUGCACCACGUAGCACAGUCAGACUGGAGCAUAUGAGCGCGAGCAUGCACUCAAGCACCGUCGUGCACUAUCGUGCACACUUGCAUGCAACUACGGCAGAGUAUUUCAGCAAAGUAUUUCGGCUGCGGCAAUAUAGCUUUUUGUGGGAAAGUAUUUCUUAAAUAGUCUAACUUCAAAUGCACUUCUUGAUUUCGAUAUAAAGUGCUUCAGGGCCCCUUUAAAGUAAGCUGGUGGGUGUUGGUGGUGGGUUUUGAACCAGCCACCUCCCACAGCUGUAUCCUCGCCUGCACAUUAUCAGCAAUACUAAGUUGUGAGGUCUGUACAUGAUGAUUCUGCAUUGCUCCUUUUGAGAUGUUAAUUUCUUUUUUUUUUUUCUUUCUUGGUGCAAUGUCAGUACUGAGUCUUACUUGUGAACUAAGUACUGUACAUUUACUCUUUUGUGUAUCGUUCUGUUAGUGAAUGUCUUUUAUUUCCACUGAGGACUGCAAGCAUUGCAGAGAUGUAGCAAGCAUCCAGCAGCGUUGCACCGGAUGGAUGUCUGAGAAGUGUAAGUCAUAGAUGCCGUGCGUCUGUGAGCGCAAGCGCACGGCAUCACAAGCCAGCCACACUGCCAAAGGUUCGCGCAUAGAAGCAAAUAGCCACUGUGCAUGUCGUUUGAUCCUUCAAACUUGUAGCCACAUGUUUUGUGCAGUUUGUAUUUCUUUUUUGUCGGUUUGUUUCGUACAUCACCACUACAUUGUUCUGCAUGUGCCAACUUGCCACACAAGUCGAGUGGCAAGGUUUUUAAACGGAUCUCGCAAGUUGUCACUGUAUGGUGGACAAGUCGUGCAGCUGUAGCGAGCGCUCACCACUGCCCUCAUUCAUUGCUCAUCAGAAAGAGUAGGAAAUGUAUAAAGCUUUCUUUUUUUUUUCCCUCACAUCAACACUUGUCUUGUAUCAUGUUCUGUUGCUUCGCCUAUUCCCCCCCCCCCCCCCCCUUUUUUUUCAGUGUGUUAUGUGUGCGUCUGCUCAGCAUCUCAUCUUUUUGUAUAAGCGAAAUAAAGACUAAAAAUAAAGACUUUGUACCACAGAA